Molecule: messenger RNA, 1635 nt
Organism: Acomys russatus (golden spiny mouse)
Lineage: Eukaryota; Metazoa; Chordata; Mammalia; Rodentia; Muridae
Gene: Krr1
Product: KRR1 small subunit processome component homolog
Exons: 10
Coding region: 68-1213 (381 amino acids)
Cellular component (GO): small-subunit processome; nucleolus
Molecular function (GO): RNA binding
Source: RefSeq, a predicted model, not a curated record
UUAGACAUUGUAGCCGGCGGGAUUAAGGAACAGUUCCACUUCCUGUGCCACCGGAAGCAAUUUUGCGAUGGCAUCUUCUUCUGUGGACGCGCCCGCCAAAGCAGCUCGAAAAAGCGACUCUCAGCAGCCGAAGCAAAAGCGUGAGAACCAAGAUGAAGCAGAACUCCUCACUGUUCCUGAUGGUUGGAAGGAGCCAGCCUUUUCCAAAGAGGACAAUCCCAGAGGACUCUUGGAGGAAAGCAGCUUCGCAACCCUGUUCCCCAAAUACAGAGAGGCUUACCUGAAAGAGUGCUGGCCGCUGGUGCAGAAAGCCCUGCAUGAGCAUCACGUUAAAGCAACGCUGGACUUGAUAGAGGGCAGCAUGACGGUGUGUACAACCAAGAAGACCUUCGACCCUUACAUCAUCAUCAGGGCCAGGGACCUGAUAAAGCUCUUGGCGAGGAGCGUUUCCUUUGAGCAGGCAGUACGGAUACUUCAGGAUGAUGUUGCAUGUGACAUCAUUAAAAUCGGUUCUCUAGUGAGAAACAAAGAGAGAUUUGUCAAAAGAAGACAGCGGCUUAUUGGACCCAAAGGAUCUACACUGAAGGCACUGGAACUCCUAACAAACUGCUACGUUAUGGUUCAGGGCAAUACUGUCUCAGCCAUCGGACCUUUCAGCGGCCUGAAAGAGGUUCGAAAAGUCGUCCUCGACACCAUGAAGAAUAUCCACCCGAUUUAUAACAUUAAAACCUUGAUGAUUAAACGGGAGUUGGCAAAAGAUUCCGAGUUGCGAUCACAGAGUUGGGAAAGAUUUUUGCCACAGUUCAAGCACAAAAAUGUGAAUAAACGCAAGGAACCCAAGAAGAAGAGCGUCAAGAAGGAGUACACGCCGUUCCCGCCGCCACAGCCGGAGAGCCAGGUUGAUAAAGAAUUGGCUAGUGGUGAAUACUUCUUGAAGGCAAAUCAGAAGAAGCGGCAGAAAAUGGAAGCAAUAAAGGCUAAGCAAGCAGAGGCUCUUACGAAGAGGCAGGAAGAACGAAACAAAGCCUUUGUUCCACCUAAAGAGAAGCCAGCUGUGAAGCCAAAGCAAGCUUCUAUUGAAACUAAGAUUGAUGUAGCUGCUAUCAAGGAAAAGGCUAAGAAAGCAAAGACCAAGAAACUGGGCGCUCUUACAGCGGAGGAAGUGAAGCUUAAGAUGGAGGCUGACGAAAAGAAACAGAAGAGAAAAAAGUAACACUGGAAAAAAAAAUUUAAAAUCCCGAACUGAACUUUCAAGGUAUUUCCUUUUGUAAAGGAUUUUGAGAUACGAAGGCUUUAGCUGCCUCACCUGGAGUCGUCAAACUCAGUCAUGAGCAGGUUUUCUUCUGUUCAUGGAUGUGCCCUUUGUAAAGACGUUCUGCAUAUAUAUUCUAAAGUUUGUGUGGGACGGUGGUAGAUACGUUAGUGCACAUUGUACCCAACCAGUUCCAGCUAGGUUUUGCCCACUUGUUUUAGGAAUACCAUUUUUUGUUUUAAUUAUAUCGCUCUUUGGAACAGACUGUUGUUCAUCAAGUCCAGUGUUUGUGGCCACUGGGUAGUCUUUAAAUACACAUUUUUCAGUGCUUUCUUUCUCUUUUGCUAAUGGCAAUAUUCUGGCUUACUUCUUUUGUAAUUUUA